Suhomyces tanzawaensis NRRL Y-17324 is the source of this 2012-nucleotide messenger RNA. RefSeq names its product replication factor A subunit protein (gene RFA1). The coding region runs from base 86 to 1939 and encodes 617 amino acids. Gene Ontology annotation, cellular component: nucleus. The record is from RefSeq and is a predicted model, not a curated record. Gene Ontology annotation, biological process: DNA recombination; DNA replication; DNA repair. The transcript has a single exon. Gene Ontology annotation, molecular function: DNA binding. NCBI's taxonomy places the organism in Eukaryota, Fungi, Ascomycota, Pichiomycetes, Serinales, Debaryomycetaceae.
UUUGAUUGAUCAUCUUCUACUCCAGUUGAUUAAGAGUUUACCGCUACGAAAGCAUCUAUUUGUUACCUAUUCAUCAGAUACUAUCAUGCCUAUCCAACUUUCAACCGGUGCGUUGAGAGAUAUUUUCUCUAUUUCGAAACAGGGCCAAGUCCAGGCUCCCAUCACGGUCCAAGUUACGGCAACUAAGCCAGUCUUCUUGGAAAAAGAGUUGAAGAAGUACAGAGUGAUGAUGACCGAUGGUGUCUACAUUGCCCAUGGAUUGAUGGAUGAGCAAUGUAUGCCAUAUGUUAGCAACAACAAUUUCACCAGAUACUGUAUCAUCCAAAUCAAGCAAUAUAGCGUGUUCUCUACCCAGAAACACUUGGUCUUGAUAAAGGACGUGGAACUUUUGAGCUCUGAGGGUGAAAAGGUUCAACAGAAAGAUUUCAUCAACGUCGAUACCUAUUUUGCUGAACACCCAGAAGAUGACUACUUGGGAUUGAGUAAAAAGUCCGAAUCUCCUGCGCCAGCUUCCUUUGAACAACCACAACAACCUCCAAAGCAACAGCCACAGUAUCCUCCAGGAUCUGCUCCUGUAGGAUCCAAGCCACCAGGCAGAAUUGCUCCAAUUGAAUCAUUGUCUCCUUACCAAAACCAAUGGACUAUCAAGGCAAGAGUGUCUUACAAGGGUGAUCUCAGAACUUGGUCUAAUGCUAAAGGAGAAGGAAAGUUGUUCAGUGUGAACUUCUUAGAUGAGUCGGACGAAAUUAAGGCUACAGCUUUCAAUGACGUUGCUGAAAAACUUUACAAGCUUUUGGAAGAAGGAAAGGUUUAUUAUAUUAGUAAGGCAAGAGUUCAAACUGCCAAGAAACAGUUCAAUCACUUAUCACAUCCAUAUGAGUUAGCUUUUGAAAGAGAUACCGAAGUCACUGAAUGUUUCGACACCGCCAACGUUCCAACCUUGAAUUUCUCCUUCGUCAAAUUAAACCAGAUUCAAAACCUUGAAACUAAUGCUAUUGUCGAUGUUAUUGGUGCUUUGAAGACUGUCAACCCAUCCUUUCAAAUUACCGCGAAAUCAACUGGAAAGGCUUUCGACAGAAGAAAUGUAACUAUUGUUGACGACACUGGGUUUGCAAUUGACGUGGGAUUAUGGAACAGUACCGCUAUCGACUUCAGCAUUCCCGAGGGUUCCGUUGUUGCUUUCAAAGGUUGUAAAGUUCAAGAGUUUAACGGAAAAUCCUUAACUUUGACCCAGGCGGGUACCAUGGUCGCAAACCCAGAAACACCAGAAUCUUACCAAUUGAAAGGAUGGUAUGAUCACCAAGGUAUCAACGAAAACUUCAAGAGUUUGAAGGUUGAGACUGGUUCCAACCAAGUCAGCAACCGUAAAACUAUUGCCGAGGCAGAAGAAGAGAACUUAGGUAAAUCUGAUAGACCAGAUUACUUUUCCAUCAAGGCCACAAUUGGGUUCACAAAAGUUGAUAACUUCUGUUAUCCUGCUUGUUCAAACGAAUCUCAAAACCAAUCUACUCAAAAAUCAGGCCAAGUUAACACUUGUAACAGAAAAUUAAUCGAGCUCAAUGAUGGCUCCUGGAAAUGUGAAAGAUGUGACUUGACUUUCAGUGAACCUACUUACCGUUACAUUUUCAAUUGUUCAGUUAUGGAUAACACCGGUCAAUUAUGGCUCACUUUGUUUGAUCAAGAAGCACAUAAAUUGUUCGGCGUUGAUGCCAGUGUGUUAAAGAAGUACCAACAAGAUGAGGCUGAUGGCGUAGGCAAGAAUUUUACUGAACUUACCUCAAGUAUUUUGUUCAAAGAGUACUCUUUCAGAGUCAGAGCAAGACAAGACAACUACAAUGAUAAUGUGAGAAUAAGGUACCAAGCCGUGGGGCUUGAUUAUCUUGAUUAUAAUCAGGAGGCCGACGCUUUAUGUAAAGAGUUGGAAGCUUUGUUGGGUUAAUUAGUUGUUGGUGUGUCCAUUUUGAUUUGGAAAUUAUGUUUGUAUUUUAAUGUAUGCUGAUUAAGAGCUGUAA